Messenger RNA from Plectropomus leopardus (leopard coralgrouper), 1016 nucleotides. RefSeq lists its product as uncharacterized. Lineage: Eukaryota; Metazoa; Chordata; Actinopteri; Perciformes; Serranidae. The record is from RefSeq and is a predicted model, not a curated record.
GAGUUCCCUGUUUUCUUCCAGCUGAAGCGCAAACGUCAGUUUGCGUUAAGGCUGUAGAUAAUGUGUGCAGCGAGUGAUUUAAGUUUCAUGUCAAUUUAAUCUCUGACGCCGAGAGUGAUUUCUGCCAUGGCACCAGAGAUGCUGACUGUCAUCGUGGCUUCAGUGUCCUGUGUGGCGUUUUGUUUAGUGAUCCUGAUGCUGGUGGUGGUUCUGUACAGAAAAGAUCCUCUCUGCUGCAGAUUCAGAUCCCACAGGACAGAACACUACACAGAUGAUCCUCCUCAUUACCACAACAGACACUCUUUGAUUGGCAUCACUAACGAGCAGAGUGCUGCCUUGAACCAGGGAGCGAUUGGACCACAGCUGCCUGGAAGGCUGUAUAUAAUAGGGAAGCCAAAUGACUACCACCUGAAUGGGGCUCUGCCGAGGCUGCCGUCUUAUGAGAGCGUUCGGAAGAAGGACCGGCACAGACUCAUCCACAGUAUGAUCUCACAGCGCUUCAGCCUCAGUGCCUGCCACGAUGAGCCUCCACCAACGUAUGAAGAAACCCUUCGCCAGUCCCUUGACAUUUUACCUGCAAACCUGCAUGGUCACUUGUCAGUGCACCCCCAGCAUCACUCCUCAAACCCCAAUGAAGACACUCAAAACCGCAUUCAACCACCCGCAGCACUACAGGGACCGUCAUCCUCCCGAUUUUCAACACAGAGCUCAAUGUUUUUGUCUAUCUGAGAGUUUGUUGCCAAGCCACGGCAUGAGGAAGAGGGCUACUAUUGUUAAAUCCAAGCGAGUGACGCCUUCAGGGACAAGAGAAGAGAUUCUGGAAGGGAAUACUUGUGCAAUGCAGAGCUGUUGAUAGAUCCCUAUGGUCGUCUUUAGAGUAUUCUCUUGAUGAUGACUCUGGCUGUACACUUCACAAAGGUGACAAUGACACUCUUAUGCUUUGUCCAUUAAACUAUUUGCACUGAUUUUUUUAGAGACUGAUUAGGAUAUGUUUCUACCAUACCAUUUUAUUCCGU